Messenger RNA from Trypanosoma brucei brucei TREU927, 3300 nucleotides. Its product is annotated as splicing factor 3B subunit 1, putative. Bases 1 to 3300 code for a protein of 1099 amino acids. Gene Ontology annotation, molecular function: mRNA binding; protein binding. Gene Ontology annotation, biological process: spliceosomal complex assembly. The transcript has a single exon. Lineage: Eukaryota; Euglenozoa; Kinetoplastea; Trypanosomatida; Trypanosomatidae. The record is from RefSeq and is a predicted model, not a curated record. Gene Ontology annotation, cellular component: catalytic step 2 spliceosome; U2-type prespliceosome; U2 snRNP.
AUGGCCGAUGAAGACGGUUCUGUUGAACCGACGUUAAAAGCGCAUCGCUGGGAGAUGUCCUCCUCCGCAUCUGCAGCUCCCACAACAUCGCGGUGGGGCGCGGGGACGCCACGGCAGCGUGGUGGCGACACCCCAAAAGUGGUCGUCAACACGGAGUUGUCGGCGUGGCGUGGGCAUGCAACACCAACACCGAGUGCGUACGCGAUGGAUCCUGCGAAGACCCCAACCAUGCGUGCCACUGGUGGUGCGACACCGGUGCAAGGAGGUCAAACUCCGAUGUUUGGUGGGCAGACACCGGUAUUUGGAGGUCAGACACCGGCAUUCGGUAGUGGAACACCCAUGUUCACGGGGGCAACACCCGCCGCUGGCAUGGCCUUUGGUGCAACUCCGAAUUACCAGUUUGAAGGGACAACGCCUGUGCAGUCCCACUUUGCGGGGGGUGAGUCACAAUCAGCUGUUACGGCUAACAUCGGAGCCCAGGCAAGGAAAUUGGAAAUGCAGUGGCGCGUUAAGAAUAAGCGUCUUACAGAGGAGUAUCUCGACUCGAUCCUUCCACCGGAAUUUAAGCUUGUGGAACCACCAGCCGAUUACAACCCACCGCCCACGGAAGAGCCUAACUUCUACGAGCUUGCCAGUAAGUCGUUGGAUGUCUUUGUUGUGAACCAAAACAGCGAUGCGGCAGCUUCUAUGACUUAUGAUAUACCAGAAAGUCUGGGAGACGGUAUGCCACAAAUGCAAACUCAAGAUGCGCCUGUUUUCGAGGUUCUGCUCAAGUACCAUAACGUGAACCCGAUACCUGACGAGGUGCUUCCCUCCUACAUGCUGAUGAAGAACCUCUUCAAGAUCAAGAAUGGCGAUACCAACCAACGGCGGAUCGCCAUGCGGUACUUGCUAGACAAGGCACGUAUUUUUGGGAGUGGACCUCUUUUCCAGUUUACAUUUCACGUUUGGCGUUCGGGAAUCCUCGACGUGAUUGAGCAACAUUACUAUGUGGACCUUGUGAAAGGUGCGAUUUCCAGGUUACAGAAAGACGUCCGUGGCUCGAGCAAGGAGAUCGUUCACAUGAUGGAAGUCUUGCUCUCCGCCCAGGAGCGGGUGCUACGAGAUGAUGGCAAGGAGGUUCUCAUUUUGCUCACGCGUGUGGUAGGCUAUGAAGCAGUUUUUGAGGCAAUUAAGGAGGACUUUGCCCACGCGGAAAGCGGUGUGCGUCGUCACACCGCUAAAGUUGUUGCAAUAAUAGCGUUUGCUGUGGGGCCAGAAAUAGCGAUAAAGAUAAUUCAUGGUAUGUCACUGUCUCCGGUUGCCCUCGCUCGUCAGACGUCUGCGCGGGCCAUAACUGAAAUGGCAACCAUCCUCAUGCACGCCAUCACUGGAGAAUUAGUGGAGCUUGUACCUAUUUUUGAAAAACUUCUGCGGGAUGAACCGCGGGUGAAACGGGAGGCCGCAAGCGCGCUUGCUCACGUGGCGGAGGCAACCUACCCUUAUGGAAUUGAGGAGUUGGAUUCCCUCGUUUAUAUUGUGCGAGAGGAAUGUAAGCGCGGCAUCGGUACCACCACGGGGUUGUUCGUCCGCGCGUUCGGUGCGCUCAUUCCGCUAAUGGCCCCAUAUGAUGCUCAAAAAUACACAUCAGAUAUGCUUCCAACGCUUGUAAAUCAGUUUAACACGCCAGACGAUGAGCAUCGCCGCGUUUUGCUUCAAGUGGUGCGACAAUGCGUCUCGGCUGAUGGAGUGACUGUGGAUUUCAUUCGUAACGUCAUCUUGAGGCCGUUUUUUGAAGGAUUUUGGACCAUCCGUCGCGUAGCUGCUGAUAGGAAAACAGCCGGUAUCCUUAUUGAUACGACGGUGGGAAUUGCACGGCGUAUUGGCAGCACGGAGAUUCUUCAAUACCUCGUUCAAGACAUGAAAGACGAGAAUGAGCAUUUCCAACGUAUGGUUGUUGAGACGGUAAGACGUGUUAUUGCAAACGUGGGUGCAGUUGGUGUUCCCGACACUCUUGUUGCGCUGUUGAUGGACGGUGCGAUCGCGGCCGUAAAACAGGACGAGACUGGCUUGAACCGUGUGGUGAUGGAAGGCCUGGCGACCAUCUGUAAUGCCCUCGGUACUCGCCUGAAGCGGCACUUACGGCAGAUAUUUGAUCUCAUAAAAAGCCGUCGCGACAUGCCUGGGAUGAUCCGGAUGCAGGCAGCCGAGCUGGCGGCUCGCAUUGCCACAACCGUGAAGGAUGCAGGAGGAGCGUUGUUCCUGCAGGAUCUGGGGCGAAGCCUCUUUGACCGCCUAGAAGACGACGAGGCCGCCGUGAUGAGUGCCAACCUCAAGGCAACACGUGUCAUCUUGGUGGAGCUUGGUGCUGCGAGGUACCAACCGCCAGUGCGAGAGCUCUUAAAGAAGUUGAUGUACAUAAUUCCGAAUCGCAAUAGCAAUGUGCAGCUGAACACCAUUUUACUUGUGGAGGAGAUCGCAACUAAUUGUGACGAGGACGUCGAGGCCAUUCACUUACAAGAGUUGGCGACGAAAGGGUUGUUUGAGCUCCUUGAUGCCCACCGUCGUGAAACACGGCGGGCAUGCACACGCACAUUUGGUGUUAUUGCGCGGAAGAUUCGACCAUUUGCCAUAAUCCUGGAGCUCGUCGAUAACUUUAAGCAGGAUAAACGUAAGAUUCGUAUUUGCACAGCGGUGGCCCUAGGGGCGAUAGCCCGCGAAUGCGGUGCCUUUACUGUUAUUCCUUACCUCCUGAACGAAAGCAAAAUAUGUGAGGGGGAGCAGGUGGCCACGAUUGUGCAGCACUCCAUUCUUAAGGCCGUUCGAUACAUCUUCGAAGCUAUUGGUGCAGCCGGAAAGGACUUUGUGUAUCCUCUCGUACCGCUGUUAGUGCGAGCACUGACGGAAAUGGAGAUCCAGCACCGGCGUAUGGCGGUUGAGGCAUGUCGGUCAAUUGUGCUGGCGGUCGCCGGCAACGACGGAUUCGAGGAUCUGGUGAUCCACUUCCUCAACUUUAUCCACCCCAACAUUGUGGAACUUCUUUCGCGGAACGAGACGAAAAUAAGUGAGGAGAGGCUUAAGAUGGUCACGGCGGUUGUUGGUUAUUACGAGGCAGCGCGCCUGGUAAUUGGUUCGGGGAAGUUGUUUCAGUAUUUGCUUCAGGGGUUAUUCCACCCAGCAAAGAAAGUACGUGACAUUUACCGUAGGACAUAUAACAUGGUAUAUAUGGCAAGCCCAGAGGCCCUUGUGCCAUAUUACCCGCGACUGGGGGAUGACAAUGAGCAUACAUAUGUACGGCACGAGUUGGAGGUGCUACUGUAA